Messenger RNA from Epinephelus fuscoguttatus (brown-marbled grouper), 3584 nucleotides. RefSeq names its product olfactory receptor 52L1-like. Gene Ontology annotation, cellular component: membrane. Gene Ontology annotation, biological process: G protein-coupled receptor signaling pathway. Bases 1977 to 2909 code for a protein of 310 amino acids. Gene Ontology annotation, molecular function: G protein-coupled receptor activity; olfactory receptor activity. NCBI's taxonomy places the organism in Eukaryota, Metazoa, Chordata, Actinopteri, Perciformes, Serranidae. The transcript has a single exon. The record is from RefSeq and is a predicted model, not a curated record.
GCUCCGGUUCGAUCCAAACGGAGAGUCGGGGCUAGCUGGGAAGCUAGCGGAGGCUAACUGGCUGUGCUUCCCUCCCGUCAUGCUGCGGCUAUUCAGGUUAAAGUGGGAAGAAGCCGCGGGUCUGUCAGGCAGCUGAGCGAAGUGGAGCCUGAGGAGGAAGCACCGGUUAGCCCCGGUUUCACUACAGGCAGAAUCACUCGCUACAGGGGUGAGGAAAUAAAACCUGAACAGCCAAUCAGAGUGAUCUCUCUGACCGACAAGCUCCGCCGCUGAUUCAACAUGUUCAAUCGGCCGAAAAGCCGCUGACGCCGAGGUGCCAACAGUGCGGGACACACCGCAAAAACUAGGGCGACAAAUGCUCACUGACUUUGACGAACGGCCAACCUUAGGCUUGGUGUGUCAGGGCCUUUAGGGAUCGCUGGGAUGCAUGAGCCUAUCACAGCUGACAUUGGGCGAGAGGCAAGGUACACCCUGGACAGGUCACCAGACUAUCACAGGGCUGACACAUAAGCCCUUUUUAGAUAGGAAUUGUGCAAAUUUGCCCAAUCAGUCUUCUCUCAGCAUUGGCAGUAUAAAAACAAAAUCAGGGAAUGCAGCAAAAUUUUGUUUAUACAGAAUGCCCCUUUUUCGGGGUAUUGGGGGGCACGAGCAAGUAACAAAGCAUGUAGCUCAGCAUGUCACGCAAACACUGACGUGGGAGGGAAGCCACGGCUAGUCAGUCCUUCGCCGAUUCUCUCCUAAGUCGGCCCAUUCUUUACCGUUCCCGUCAUCUGACGGUUAAUGGCCUCUUCAUUUGCGAGGACAAGGAGGGCGCGCAAUUCCUUGUCUCCCCAGUUGCUCAUCUUUACAGUGUCUGUCAGGUUUGCGUUUCCCUCUUGCUACUAGCUGCUUGCUAAUUCCUGCUAUCAGCUGUUUCCUGUUUAUCCACCGCCAGUGGGUCACAUGUGCGACAUCUUCAACAGCUCCUCCCACAAGUUUUCAACAGCCCCUCCCAUUGCGGAAGGCCACCUCGGUCUGUUUAAACUAAAAGGGUUCUGCCAAUAUGACUACCCUAUGAGGCGGAAAAUUGGGCACUUCGGAUCAACUCGCCAAUCCGGCUCUGUGUGUCUAAACACUCACAGCUUGCCGGCAAAACGGCCCAACAUUCACGGAAAAUCUGGCAGUGUAAAAGGGGCUAGAGACAGACAACCAUUCAUGCUCACAAUCACACCUACAGACAAUUUAGAGUCACCAAUUAACCUGCAUGUCUUUGGACUGUGGGAGGAAGCUGGAGUACCCGGAGAAAACCCACACUGACAAAGGGAGAACAUGCAAACUCCUCACAGAGGGGUUCCUUCACCCCAGGUUCGAACCAAGACCCCUCCUGCUGUGAGGCAUCAGUGUUAACCACUAAACUUGCUUUGUGGUACAAACCUCAGGUCAAAGUUUGCCGACUACUCAUCUUUACAUGUCACAUUUUCCCCACAAAUUAAUGCUUUUAAAACAAAGUAAAACUGUGACUGUCCAUCUCAGUCCUAUCAAUGACUAAAACCACAAGGGGACGUUUACUGAAGCUUGUUACAGCAAGGCAGAAUAAAUAAGGUGAGGCAAUAAGUAUACUUACUCCAUCUAAACACUGAGCUGCAUCUUAAUUAAGCCCUCAGCGUGCUUGAUGUGUGUGUGUGUGUGUGUAUGUGUGUGUGUGUGUGUAGCUGCUGAAAGUUGAGUAUUAAGUUUAGCAACUGUGUCUGUUUGUCACAGUAGGGAGCGGAGGAGUUUAUCAAACACAUGUAUUGUAGCUUUUUGAGGUUUUAUAUCAUUAAUGCUUUUAAAUACAGGUUUUUAUAGGAUGUUUUAGGUUUGAACAACCUCUUCCAAAAAUGUCCUUUAAUAUAACUGGGUUUUUUUCCCAGUAAUCUUUACAUUCGCAUUGAUUUAAAUGCAUUUUUCUAAAUCUGCAGUCAAAGAAAAAACAUUUUUGUCUUAUUACUGAAGUUAUGACAAACUCAACAGAGAUUGUGUCCUUUGUGUUGACUAUGUACACUAACAUAGGGAAGUUUAAGCACCUCUAUUUCAUCCUGGCAAUGCUGUUAUACAUAACCAUUAUUUUUGCUAACACUUGUCUUAUUGUUGUGAUUUACGUGGACAGAAACCUGCAUGAGCCCAUGUAUCUAUUCCUGUGCUGUUUGUUUGUAAAUGAAAUCUGGGGCAGCACAUCUAUGCUGCCCUGCUUGAUGGUACAUAUCUUGUCGGACACUCAUGAAAUUUCUGCCUUUUACUGCUUUAUUCAAAUAUUUAACAUUCAUUCAUAUGCAGCUAUUGAAUUUGGAACGUUGACAAUAAUGGCAUAUGACAGAUAUGUAUGUAUUUGCAAGCCUUUACAUUACAACGUCCUGAUGACAAUUGGAAAAGUACAAAUUGGCAUCAUUGUUAUUUGGAUGAUUUCUUUUUUAGAGGUUGGAGUUUUGUUGUCUUUCACUAUUCGUCUAAAGUUUUGUGGGACUCUUAUCCACAAAAUAUCUUGUGAUAACCAUCUCGUCGUUGAACUGUCGUGUUCACCGGACAGAACGAUGUCAUACCUGCAUGAUGUUGUUUUUGGCCUUCUUUUUACUGUUGCAUUUCCUCUAAGUUAUAUUUCAUACACGUACGUUAGGAUUUUUGUUGUGUGUUUAAAGGUGUCCAAACAGACCAAAAUGAAAGCCUUUGAUACGUGCUUGCCACAUUUUUUUUCACUCAUGAGCUUUGUCUUUGCUGGUUUUUAUAACCUGAUCAGUCAAAGAUUUGACAUGACGUUUGUACCACAUGAGCUGCGUGUUAUUUUGACGAUGUACGGACCGAUUGUUCAGCCUCUUCUAAAUCCAAUGAUAUACGGUCUGAAGCUGUCAAAGAUUAGGCACGCUUUCAAUGUGGUUUUUAAAUUAAAACAGUAAAAACACUGUGACUUUAACAUUCAGUAUUGAAUUUAAUUUGAUUUUCCUUGUUUUUAUUGUCUUAUCAUCACUAUUCUGAUUAUCUGCUUUUAUUUAAAAACACUUAGUUCAUUAAUAAUGGCAACAUAUAAAUAUACAUCAUGUGAAUUUUGUUUCUUCAACAUAUUUAGACUAUUUAGAGAACCAAGACACAUGAUCACAUCACUUUAGUUUCAGCCUCUUUACACCGGCUCCCAGUAUGAUGUCGAACAGAUUUUCAGAUUAUACUUAUUAUUUUGAAGGCUCUUCAUGGUCUCUCUCUCAGCUAUAUCUCCAACCUCUACUGUACACGCAAGGAUGUACUUUGUGGUCCUCAGGCAGCAGACGCCUUUUGUCUGUUCCAGAGACCCGGCUGAAAACUAAAGGGGACAGAGUGUUUGCUGUCAGGGCCCCGAGCCUCUGGAACAAUCUGCCGACUGAUCUCUUGUAUGUCCCUUCUUAAAACAUACUUUUAUCAAAGAGCCUUUCCUGAUUUUACUUAAGUUUUAAGUUAAUUUAAACUGUCUUUUAUUGCCUCAGUAUUUAUACACCAAAGUGUUUUAUCAGUUGUUGUUUUCAUGUCUUGUCUGUCUUAAUUAUUGACAUGCAAAACACUUUGUAACUCUGUUUUGAAAAGCGCUUUAUGAAUAAAGAUGA